GCUUUUCCCGCUUAGUAUAUCAUCUGCCGUGAUAAAUAUAAGGUGUAUAUAAUCUGUUGAAAUUUUAAAGAAAUAGCAGCUACUAGCGGUUGUAACGUCUACAAAUGCCUGAAUUAUUACUCUGAUGUUCUUUUGUGGGGGCAUGUACUCGUGAUGUAGAGAGGCGUUUUAAUGUCUUAUUUGUUAUAUUUUAACGUGAUCAGCUGGCUCCAAAAAAAGUCAUUUAGCAUAUCUGUAUGAUUAGCAUGUAGGAGCCUAAUAUAUGUGUUUAGUCAAAGACCAAUGACUUUUAAUGAGCUUCUCUUUUUUCUUUUUUCUUGCAAAUGGGUCUUUAUUAUUAAAAGCAGUGGCCUUACAUUUUCUUUGGGGCUUCCCCGGCUUUACUGUGAAACUCCCCACAGUUACUAGAAAAGCAGUCUCUAGGCCAUGCCCCUCCCAGGUGUGGGUCCAGCCAACUGAACCAAAGAUGCAGUGCGUCAGUGAAGCGUCACUGUGCAUCCUGCGCUCCAGAUGAACUUAACAAGAGUUAUUCACUGCUUGUUUACUGGAUCUCGUGCGAGUCGGAAACAUCGUCUUUAAAAAAAAAAUUGUUUAAAUGACAAGCUGACCUCCUGAUGUUUCAUUUUAGGGCGAGUAGCACAAGUCGAGCAUCAAAGAUGGAUUACAAAUAUGACAAUGGAGUAGAACUGUUGUUGGCUCACAUGAAUGUAGAAGACAUCAUCAACGCUGCAGAGACUCUGUAUCAGCUGGAGGAGGAAGAAAGGGGCUCAUCAUUCGAAGAGGAAGAUCUCUCCCAGGAGGAGAUGGACGAGAACGAGGAGGCAGUGGACUCGGUUGGCUCGGGGAGUCCGCAGAAGGACAACGCUGAUGGGGUUGGGGGUGUUCGGUACGGGGCUGUGGCAGACCUGCUUUCCUUUGUCAACUUUCUCUCCAGCAUGCAGGCGGCGGCGGCCCUGCAACACCUGCAGCACCUGCCUGAAGAGAUGGGCGUCCUGCUGAGCAAGAACGACAUGGCUGUGAAAAAAGGCCGCUACCAGAUCAACAUGGACGUGCUCCUGUUUCCGUGGAAGUUGACCUACAAAAACCACGGCUCUGGCCUCGUGCCCAAGGGUUCAUUUGGGAAAGUGCACUUGGCUCAGGACACCACCACCAGGAAAAGAAUGGCUUGCAAACUGAUCCCCUUAGAACACUUUAAAGCGGCGGACGUGGAGUUCCAGGCCCGGUUCCGCCACGAGAACAUCGCUGAGCUCUAUGGCGCCGUGCUCUGUGACCAGAGCGUCCACCUAUUCAUGGAGGCCGGGGAGGGCGGCUCGGUCCUGGAGAAGCUGGACAGCUGUGGGCCCAUGAGGGAGUUUGAGAUCAUCUGGGUGACCAAGCAGGUUCUGCGGGGCCUGGAGUUCCUGCACUCACACAAUGUCAUCCACCACGACAUCAAACCCAGCAACAUUGUCCUGAUGUCAGACAAGGCAGUGUUGGUGGACUUUGGCCUGACGGUGCAGAUGACAGAGGAUGUAUACAUUCCAAGAGACCUGAGAGGAACAGAGAUGUAUAUGAGUCCGGAGGUGGUUCUGUGUCGAGGUCAUAACACCAAGACAGAUAUCUACAGCCUGGGCACCACCAUCAUUCACAUGCAGACUGGUAGCCCUCCGUGGGUCCAGAGAUACCCACGCACUGCCUACCCAUCCUACCUCUACAUCAUCCACAAACAGGCCCCCCCUCUGGUGGACAUAGCGAAAGACUGCAGCCUGGCCAUGCGCACCUUCCUGGAGCGAGCCCUCGAGAGGAAUCCUGCUCUGCGGAGCUCGGCGUCCGCGCUGCUGAAGGACGAGGCCAUUAACCCACCCAGGGAGGACCAGCCGCGCUGUUGGAGCCUUGACUCAGCCCUGGAGGAGGUUACCCAAACCAUGCUCCGGCAGCAGAACCAGCAACAAGACACCACACAAGCAGAUUAUUCUCUGUACUCUGAGGACUCAGGCCAUAUGAGGAGGAAGGGCUCCUUGUACAUUGACCUUGGAGCCUUGUCAGGUUCCUGUAAACUGGUGACAGGGCCCCCAACCUCACAAUAUGGCUAGCACCAGACAACAGCUCACCUUUUAGGUGGAUGAACUAUAGUUAAAGCCAGCUGAUUAUUUACGUUUUAGCCUUUAUUUAUAGUAUAGAUUUACUGUUGGAGGACUGAUCAAUAGUUAAGACAGGUGGACAGCUGCAGGCAACAUUGACAAACUGCAAAUGUUUACAAGCCUCAAGAUAACUUGACAAUAAUGGAAUCAGCUCAACCUUAAUGCUGAAAUGGGCUGAUGGGACUCAACACUGCAGGGCAGUAGUUGGAAGAGAUGCCAUGUGUGUCAUUGAGCAUUAACUGUCAACUGUUGGUAUCAUUUCCAAGAGCUCCAUACGUUGUUCUAGUAAAUGCUAUAUUUCAGUUGGUAGUUAACAGUAAAAAAAUGCUGAUUUUUCUUCUCAUGAAACAAUAUCUAAUAGUCUUAGAAAAUAAUGAUUGUAUCACUUAAUAUUAGGGCUGUCAAUCGAUUUAAAAAAAUUAACUAAUUAAUCGCACAUUUUGAAAUUGCGAUUAAUUAAUCGGGAUUAAUCGCAAUUAAAAGUGAAAAGUUCAUUCUUUUUAAAGACAAAACUUCACACAGAGCUGUGUUUUCAAAGAGGCUCCUACUAUAAAGUGACAGCGAGGUAUUUAAUAUCGUGGAUGAUAAAUUGUUUCUUCAGUGAAACAUCAGAUUAGUAAAAAAAAAGAAGUAUAUUGAGACCCCAUUGGUCCUGUCAUCUUUAACACUGAACAGCAGAACCAGUGGCCUUGGGAACUGACUGACAUUCAAAUAUGUCACGUUAACCCUCUGGAGGCUGGGCUCAUUUUAUACAUUUUACAAAAACAAAAAAAAUUCACCGUUUAAAGUCGUUUGCGGCCAAAUUAAUCGCAUAGAUUAACGCGUUAACGCUGACAGCCCUACUUAAUAUGUAAGUUAUGUGAGCACUAUGCAAACAUGUAUGUGUAGUUCUUUAUGGACUUCCUCUUGUGAAUUCCUGUGGAAUAUUAAUAGCAACACAAUGCUAUGCAAAAGACAAUUCUGUGGGAUGCAUGUCAUAUUUGUGUAUUGUACAUCCUGUGGGAUGAGGCCUGCUGUGCUUUUUACCAAAAAACUAAAUUGUUACAAAUGUGUUACUUCUGUUUUUGAGCAUAUAAAUUGCCCAACUUUGAAUAUGUAAAAUGAAUGCAAUAAAGGCAAUACAAAAUAAAAUCCCA
Pseudoliparis swirei is the source of this 3256-nucleotide messenger RNA. It is a transcript of the gene map3k8, whose product is annotated as mitogen-activated protein kinase kinase kinase 8. NCBI's taxonomy places the organism in Eukaryota, Metazoa, Chordata, Actinopteri, Perciformes, Liparidae. Gene Ontology annotation, molecular function: protein kinase activity; ATP binding. The record is from RefSeq and is a predicted model, not a curated record. Gene Ontology annotation, biological process: protein phosphorylation. Bases 615 to 2072 code for a protein of 485 amino acids. The transcript is spliced from 7 exons.